Carcharodon carcharias (great white shark) is the source of this 8169-nucleotide messenger RNA. RefSeq names its product TAF1 RNA polymerase II, TATA box binding protein (TBP)-associated factor (gene taf1). The record is from RefSeq and is a predicted model, not a curated record. Gene Ontology annotation, biological process: DNA-templated transcription initiation; RNA polymerase II preinitiation complex assembly; transcription by RNA polymerase II. Gene Ontology annotation, molecular function: RNA polymerase II general transcription initiation factor binding; RNA polymerase II general transcription initiation factor activity; TBP-class protein binding. Gene Ontology annotation, cellular component: transcription factor TFIID complex. Lineage: Eukaryota; Metazoa; Chordata; Chondrichthyes; Lamniformes; Lamnidae. The coding region runs from base 258 to 6314 and encodes 2018 amino acids. The transcript is spliced from 42 exons.
AGUUAAGAGAGCAAUAUUGGGUGAAUAUACACCAAUACCAGAAACAUCUGAAAUAAAGCAGUAGAGCUGCAGAAACUGGUGCCAACUAGUAACUGUUGCAGAAGAACUUCGAUAGCUAUAGCGUAAUGGUUUUGAUAGCCAUUGGUCCACCUAACCUACUCUUCCAGUACUCCAGAUGUGGUCUUGCUAAGGCCAGAAAUGGCUUUAUUGUUAUCUCUUUGGCCUUGUAAGACACUGGAUUGGCGGUACCUCUGAAGAUGUCAGACUCAGACAGUGAUGAGGAUCACGAACAGCCAUUCUCUCUCACUGGCUUUCUGUUUGGAAAUAUCAAUGAGGAUGGACAGUUGGAGGAUGAUAGUGUUCUUGACAAGGAGUCAAAAAAGCACCUGGAUGGCUUGGGGACACUAGGUCUCGGGACCCUCAUCAAAGAAAUUACAGCCAAUGAGGAUGAUGCAAUAGAGUCCGAUGAAAGGAGCAGCAAUGCAGAGGGUUGGAUUCAGAGUAAAGAUGAUGCCAUCGAUUACUCAGAUAUCAAUGAGGUAGCAGAAGAUGAGACCCGCAGGUAUCGUCAGGUGAUGGAAAAUCUUCAACCACUAAGGAAACUGGAAGACAAUGACGAUGAUGACUAUGAUGCAGACAGUGAAGAUGUGGACUCAAAGCUCAUGCCUCCCCCCCCACCACCACCGCCACUAAAUAAGGAAGAGGCAGCUUCACAGGAAUUAAUUGCAAAUGGAGUAAACUCAGCAGUGCUUAAUUCCAGCACUACUGGAGGAUCUCGCGCUGCUGAUGCCCUUUUCCCUCGUUCAGUCACUGAUGAAAAUGAUGGGAUCAUUUUACCUUCUAUAAUUGCUCCUUCAUCCUGCUCAGAGAAGGUUGAAUUUAGCAGUUCUUCUGAUUCAGAGUCUGAAACUGACCGGCACACUCCACGAUCAAGGCAGAAUGAAUCUCAGAAGGAGGAUAAACUCACAUUGCCGCUGGCAGGUAUCAUGCAGCGAGAUUCAACCAAACAAUUACCCAAUGUUACUGAACUUUUCCCAGAAUUUCGACCAGGACAGGUGUUACGCUUUUUGCGUCUCUUUGGACCCGGAAAGAAUAUCCCUUCAGUUUGGCGAAGUGCUAGGAGGAAAAGAAAAAAGAAGCACCGGGACCCACAACCUGAAGCUCCCACACAAGAAGGAGAGGGAGAAGAAACAGUCAAGGAACAAAAGUCUGGCUGGGAGUAUCAUUAUGCUGCACCCCCACCACCUGAACAGUGCCUCUCUGAUGAUGAGAUUACAAUGAUGGCUCCUGUGGAGUCCAAGUUCUCUCAAUCCACUGGUGAUACAGAUAAUAUAAUGGACAUGAGACCGAAAGUUGCGGAAUGGCGCUACGGACCUGCACAGCUUUGGUAUGAUAUGCUCGGGGUGCCAGAGGAUGGUGAAGGAUUUGAUUACGGUUUCAAACUUAAGGAAGCAAUGGAAGAAGAGCAGAUGCUGGAGGAAGAAGUAACCUGCCUGGUAGAGGUACAGGAGCCAUCUGAGGAGGUGGAAAGAUCAGCUGAUGAGAAGGAGCUGCAGAGUGAAAUGGAGGCUCUUCUUGAUGAGCACUUCCUCAUGGUCACUCAGCUGCCCUGGGAAGAGGACAUUAUUUGGAAUGGAGAGGAUGUCAAACAUAAGACCACAAAAUCCCAGCGAGCCAGCCUGGCAGGGUGGUUGCCAUCCAGCAUGACUCGAAAUGCCACAGCGUACAAUGCACAACAAGGGCUCAACCGUGGCACUUCUUGGUUGUCGAAUCCUGUGCCUCCCACAUCAGUUCAGAAAACCACAAUGCCAGGUCCUCCAAUCCCAGCCAAAGGGAAGGACAAACAUGCACCAGAACAGCACGCUUCCCAAGAAGAUGAUAAAACUUGGUACUCCAUCUUCCCUAUUGAUAAUGAAGAACUGGUGUAUGGAAGGUGGGAAGAUAACAUCAUUUGGGAUGACCAAGCCAUGGACAAAAUUCUGGAACCGCCUGUGUUGACUCUUGACCCGAAUGAUGAAAAUAUAAUUCUUGAAAUUCCUGAUGAGAAAGAGGAGAUGACAUCUAACUCUCCUUCCAAGGAGAAUAAAAAAGAAUCAUCAGCUCGCAAGAGUCGCAUCCUGUUGGGAAAAACUGGUGUCAUCAAAGAUGAGCCACAACAGAACAUGUCACAGCCGGAGGUAAAGGACCCCUGGAAUCUUUCAAAUGAUGAAUUUUACUACCCCAAACAGCAAGGACUGCGAGGGACAUUUGGAGGCAAUAUUAUCCAGCACUCUAUUCCUGCUGUGGAACUGCGGCAGCCAUUUUUCCCAACUCAUAUGGGCCCAAUGAAACUCCGGCAAUCCCACCGGCCAACACUGAAGAAGUAUUCUUUUGGAGCUUUGUCACAACCAGGACCUCAUUCUGUAUACCCACUGCUGAAACAUAUCAAAAAAAAAGCCAAGAUGCGUGAACAAGAGCGUCAAGCCUCCGGUGGUGGUGAAAUGUUCUUCAUGCGAACUCCUCAGGAUCUGACAGGCAAAGAUGGUGACCUCAUUCUUGCCGAGUACAGUGAAGAAUAUCCACCACUUAUGAUGCAAGUCGGCAUGGCAACCAAAAUUAAAAACUAUUACAAGCGGAAACCAGGCAAGGAUCCAGGUGCACCAGACUGUAAAUAUGGUGAGACAGUUUAUUGCCACACAUCUCCAUUCCUUGGAUCCUUACACCCAGGCCAGUUAUUGCAGGCAUUUGAAAACAAUCUCUUUCGCUGUCCAAUAUACCUACACAAGAUGCCAGAAACUGAUUUUCUGAUUAUCCGAACUCGCCAAGGAUACCAUGUUAGAGAAUUGGUUGAUAUUUUUGUUGUAGGCCAACAAUGCCCACUCUAUGAAGUGCCUGGACCAAACUCAAAGCGUGCAAACACACAUGUGCGGGACUUCCUUCAGGUGUUUAUUUAUCGCCUUUUCUGGAAAAGUAAGGAUCGCCCACGUCGAAUCCGCAUGGAGGACAUAAAGAAGGCAUUUCCCUCCCACUCUGAGAGCAGCAUCAGGAAACGAUUAAAACUGUGUGCAGAUUUUAAACGAACAGGAAUGGAUUCAAACUGGUGGGUACUGAAACCAGACUUCCGAUUACCCACAGAGGAAGAGAUUCGAGCCAUGGUCUCUCCAGAGCAGUGCUGUGCAUAUUACAGUAUGUUAGCAGCAGAGCAGCGGUUAAAGGAUGCUGGGUAUGGUGAAAAAUCAUUCUUUGCACCAGAGGAGGAGAAUGAAGAAGAAUUUCAGAUGAAGAUUGAUGAUGAGGUCAGAACCGCACCCUGGAAUACUACACGAGCAUUCAUCGCUGCAAUGAAGGGUAAAUGUCUGCUAGAAGUUACUGGGGUUGCUGAUCCUACUGGCUGUGGUGAAGGGUUUUCCUAUGUCAAGGUUCCCAACAAGCCACAGCAGCAAAAGGAUGACAACCAGCCUCAACCUGUGAAGAAGACAGUAACAGGAACAGAUGCUGACUUACGACGUCUAUCUCUGAAAAAUGCCAAACAGCUCCUUCGGAAGUUUGGAGUACCAGAGGAAGAGAUUAAAAAGCUUUCUCGAUGGGAAGUUAUUGAUGUUGUGAGAACGAUGUCAACAGAGCAGGCCAGGUCUGGAGAUACUCCCAUGAGUAAAUUUGCCCGUGGUUCACGUUUUUCAGUUGCUGAACAUCAGGAGAGAUAUAAGGAAGAGUGUCAGCGAAUCUUUGACCUUCAGAACAAAGUCCUGUCUUCAACAGAAGUUCUCUCUACAGACACAGACAGCAGCUCAGCAGAAGACAGUGAUUUUGAGGAAAUGGGAAAAAAUAUUGAAAACAUGUUACAGAAUAAGAAAACAAGCUCGCAACUUUCACGUGAGCGUGAGGAGCAGGAGCGCAAGGAACUCCAGAGGAUGUUGAUGGGAGAGGAAAUUGGGAAUGAUAAGGACCGCGACAAAAAGGAGAAGAAAGACAGGAAAGGUUCAUCUUGCAGCACUCCUACACCUGGAGUGUUUCACAAAGAUGAUGACACAGCCUCUGUUACCAGCCUUAACUCCUCAGCAACAGGACGACGACUUAAAAUUUAUCGCACAUUCCGAGACGAAGAUGGAAAGGAGUAUGUGAGAUGUGAGACUGUCAGAAAAGCUGCAGUAAUCGAUGCAUAUGUUAGAAUACGGACAACAAAAGAUGAAGACUUUAUCCGUAAAUUUGCUCUAUUUGAUGAGCAACACCGUGAGGAAAUGCGACGAGAAAGACGAAGAAUUCAGGAGCAACUUCGGCGACUGAAACGGAAUCAGGAAAAGGAGAAAUUGAAAGGACCACCAGAGAAAAAACCCAAAAAGGUCAAAGAAAGGCCUGACCUGAAGCUAAAAUGUGGUGCCUGUGGUGCCAUUGGCCACAUGAGGACCAAUAAGUUUUGUCCUCUGUAUUACCAAACAAAUGCUCCACCAAGUAACCCAGUUGCGAUGACAGAGGAACAGGAAGAGGAGCUUGAAAAGACUGUAAUACCCAAUGACAACGAAGAACUUAUUAAAGUAGAAGGAACCAAAAUUGUGUUGGGCAAACAGCUGAUUGAGAGUGCAGAUGAAGUGCGCAGGAAAUCUUUGGUCCUCAAAUUCCCCAAACAGCAGCUUCCUCCGAAACGCCGUAGACGAGUGGGAACUACUGUCCACUGUGAUUAUCUAAACAGACCUCACAAGUCCAUUCAUAGACGACGGACGGACCCGAUGGUCACCCUAUCAUCCAUUUUAGAAGGAAUCAUCAAUGACAUGCGAGACCUAGCAAACACUUAUCCAUUCCACACACCAGUUAACGCAAAGGUUGUGAAGGAUUAUUAUAAAAUUAUCACUAAACCAAUGGACUUGCAGACCUUGAGAGAGAAUGUCCGCAAACGGAUGUGCCAUUCACGAGAAGAAUUUCGAGAGCAAGUGGAACUUAUUGUAAAAAACUGUGCCACAUACAAUGGUACGAAGCAUCCUCUGACCCAAAUUGCUCAAGGUAUGGUGGAACUCUGUGACAUGAAGUUCAAAGAGAAAGAAGAUAAACUGGUCCGUCUGGAGAAAGCCAUUAAUCCUCUUCUGGAUGAUGAUGAUCAAGUUGCCUUCUCCUUUAUACUGGAUAACAUUGUCACUCAAAAGAUGAUGGCUGUGCCAGAUUCCUGGCCCUUCCAUCAUCCUGUUAAUAAAAAGUUUGUUCCUGAUUAUUACAAAGUGAUCACAAAUCCCAUGGACCUUGAAACAGUGCGAAAGAAUAUUUCCAAGCAUAAGUACCAUAAUCGUGAUGUAUUCCUGCAGGAUGUGGAACUUAUUCUCUCCAACAGUAUCAAGUAUAAUGGCACAGAUAGUCUAUACACAAAAACUGGUCAGGAGAUCGUGAAUGUCUGUCACCAAACUCUGGCUGAGUAUGAUGAACAUUUGACUCAGUUGGAAAAAGAUAUUGCAUCUGCCAAGGAGGCUGCUCUUGAUGCUGCAGAGUUUGACAGUCUUGAUCCCCUGACUCCAGGGCCUCAUACUCCUCAGCCACCAGAAUUCGAAGAUGGAAACAUGUCACUUAUUACAUCUCGGGACCUUUCUUUGUUUCAUGAGGAAGGUAGUAUGUCUGCCAGUGUCACCCCAACAACAACACCAGAGAAAAUGCACCAUAGGUUGGCUCAGGGUCAUUGCCGUGAGGGUCGUAUAAGGACAGGUGAGGAGGAAUCUGAUGUGGAUGUGGAGGGUUUUGAGGAAGAUGAUGAUGGUAAACCGAAGACACCUGCCCCAGCAAGUGAUUUUUACCAUGCUCUGCAUGAAGCAACUGAAGGAGAGUGUGAAAUGGAAGAUGAGGAUGAGAUCAAUGUACCACAGCGUCAGGCGAGUGUGUUGUAUGAAGACUUGCUGAUGUCAGAUGGGGAAGAUGAGGAUCACAGUGAAGAGGAAGAAGGAGACAAUCCAUUUUCCUCUAUUCAGCUCAGUGAGAGCGGAAGUGACUCUGAUGUUGAAACGACUGCCAUCCGACCAAAAAAGCCUCAUCUGAUACCUGAGAAUACACGCAUGGGAAUGGAGAAUGAGGAGAGUAUGAUGUCCUAUGAGGGAGAUGGUGGUGAGACCUCUCAGAUCAUGGAGGACAGUAAUGUAAGCUAUGAGAGCUAUGAAGAAACUGAGCUCAAGUCAAAUACUCGUGAUACAACUUUUAGCAGUGGAGGAUGUGACUAUGAGCUGUCAGAGGAGGAAGAAGAUGAAGAACAGAGGCAUGGGCCAAGUGUUCUUAAUGAGGUACAACUGAGUGAAGAUGAGGAAGACAGCGAGGAAUUCCACUCCAUUGAAGGGGACAGUGAUAUAGACUCAGAUAUAGAAACCUGAACACAUUGUGAUAUAGAAUUAGAUAUAUAGAUGACCAUAACAAUCUGUUGUGAUUGGAAAGACAGGGAGGAAUCAACCCUGGUCUUGAUAAUCACUGAGAUGGUGGUAGAUUUCAUUGACUGAUGCUACUGUGACAUCACAGCGCUUCACAUUGGAUUAUUUGAGCAUAGCAUAAGUAAUUAUUUGCUGUAUUGCCACAAUAUGCUUUUAUGGUUGUGUAGAUGGAUAAUAAUCCUGUACAAAAAUUGAGAGUAAAUGCAAAGCCCAGUAACAAACUUCAGAGCCAAAUACAUUAGAUUCUGUAUAUAAGGCUGUUCCUUGAAGCUGCACAAAGACUGUGUAAAAAAAAGUUUGUGAAUUUGUGUUUUUUUGUUCAUAAGGUACUCAUAAAGACUGUUCACUGGUGCAUCAUAGACUUUAAUAUUACAGUUUUAAAAAGCUGCUCUGAACAGGUACAAAAACAAAUAUUAAUCCUGUUACUUCUCCAGGAAAGGUUUUAUUUUUGAAGAGGCAUGGACCCCAAGUAGUGAGUGAUCCUGCUCCUUAUUAUUUUAUUGUCUGCAGCUUUCUGCAUAAUUGCAGCUUUUGUUUUUUAAUUGCUCUGGCAGUUUAGAUCAUCUGAUUUUUAAAAUAAAUUGUCACAACAUCUUGCUAAAAAAACAUGAUAACUGAACAAAGCUUUGCUGAGCUCUGAGCGAUGAACCAGUGGAUGAAUUAAUAUUCACACCUAUUACGGAAGGAUGCAUAGUUGUCUGCCCAAUUUUAUAUUAAUUAUUAACGAACAGCAAGAAAGUGGAAAGUGAACGAAAAUGGAACAAUAAUGAGGAGACAAAAAAGUGAACCUCCAGCUCCCAAGUUCAAGAUAUCAUCAAGUGUUGGAAGAUGGAAGGAAGAAAGUACUUAAAACCAUUAGUAUAUGCUCUGGAGAUGUACCAUCAUAAAUAACAAAGUAUUUUCUGUCUAUUUGUACUAGUCUUGUAUAGAUGACUCUUAUCUGAGCUUUGAAUUUUGAUAUUUGUCUUCUGAGAAUGUGUAGAUCCUUGUAAAAAUAUGACCUUAAUUUGAUUUCUGUUUCUGUAUCAUGAUAACACCCCAAUGGUUUAUGCCCUUGUAAGCUUACCAACUAGGUGGCUCCAUCAUCUUUCCCAAUCUAUACUUAGCUGAUUUCAAUACCAUGAGUGAGGAAUUCCUGGUCCUGAUCUCAAAACAGUGACACUCACUGGAAACCACGUGUGUAGCCAGUUGGUGAGAACUGGCUUGACUAUGAUGGUCUGUGCAGUCAAAUAUACUGCUCGCAUUUACUGUCUGUACUUACUAUGAAGAACUGCAACUUGGUUAAACACUGGAGUUUAGUUGGUACCCAUAAAAUUGAUCAGUGUCUUUGGGUGGUGGGGGAUAAUUAUGGCCAAAAAAAAAUCAUGAUUAGUGUUAUGAUGAUUAUGAUCAGAUAAAAGAAUUGCCUGUCACAUUUUGUGAUGUGUGUGUUGCAAUUUUGUAACAUUUUACGUCAGUUGUAAAUGACCAACUAAAACUACUGUUUGAAAUGCCGUCUUGUUUAAAAUGUCAGGAUUUAGAAAACCAAAAUUUUACACCUAAAUUGCCGGAAAACUGUUAGUCCAUCCUAUAUAUAGUGAAAAUUGUUGUAAAUCUCAGGUAAAGGUAAUACUGUUGCAGUGUUCGUUGCUCUUAGAUUUUAUUUCUACCUUUCAGAAGCAAAUGACACAUACUAGAUGCCUAAAAUCUAUAUACAAAUGGUUUUUAUUGGGGAGCUGAUUUUUCCAGUUUCAAAGCUGUUCCUCAGGCGUUGUUCUGUACAGAUUUUGGGAUUCAUCAAUUAAUAAAUAUUGCAACUGAA